CAACCUACACCCACUCCUCUCCCCGAUCCAUCCUGUGCCCCAUUAUGGCUGACGACGAGGAGCGCAUCAAAGCUGAAAAGUUGGCAGCCGCCAAGAAACGGGUCGCUCAGCUCCAGAAGCAGAAGAAGAAAGCCAACAAGAAAGCUGCGGGCAGCACCGAUUCGUCGAAAGCGGCGGCACCCGAUACACCUCCUGCUGCUGCUGCUGAAACCUCGCCGGUAUUAGCUUCGGAUACUCCGGUGGGGGCGGAGGGAGUAGACGCCCAGUCUGCUGAUGAUACCGCCAGCACCGCCGCCGACGCCGCCGCUGCUAUACCUGCUGAGACCGAGGCUGCGCCUGAACCGGAACCAGAACCAGUAGCCGCAGAGACGCCACCUGCGACCGGGGAACCAGGGGAGCCUACCACUACGACUGAAGAACCAAAGGAACCAAAGGAACCUACACCGGCGGCGGAGGAGGAGACAAAAGCGGGGGAAACAGCAGAACUCGAAGAUGGAGUAGCAGCAGCAGAAUUCCCACAAGCAUCCCCCAGCACCGAACCGAUGCCCGACGCACCCAUCACGAUGUCGCCAGAUAGCGAAGAAGCGCCGCCCUCCGUGCCCGGGACGACCCGACUCGACGCCCCACUGACUCGUCCCGCCGGCCACGGGCGCCAGCCUUCGUUGUCAAUUCAGUCGAAGAUGCGGUCGUCGUCGUUCCGGAAAGGCUCGGUAUCGCAGGGGUCGCUGUCGCCGUCGCCGUCCGCGCCCGUGGGAGGAGGAGGAGGGGGAGGGGGAGGAGGGGGCAUGCUCAAGUCGCCUUCGUUGCCGCCGUUGAGUGCGGACGGCGAGGCGGUGCAAGAGGUGUACCGGAAGCAGUCGGCGCGGAUUGAGGAGCUGGAGCGGGAGAAUAAACGGCUGGAGAAGGAGCGCGAGGAGGCAACGGGCCGGUGGAAGAAGUCGGAGGAUCAGCUGGAGGAUCUGAGGGAGGCGAGUGUGGAUGCUGAGGAGUUGAAGGAGAAGUUGGGCAGGGCGGAGGAGAAGGUUGCGGAGAUUGAGGAGUUGAGAGCGGAGAUUGCUUCGUUACAGAGACAGAACUCGCACCUGCAAACGCGAACGCACCGCAACAACGCCAGUGUGUCUGCGCCGGGACAGUCCGAGUCGCCGCCGGCGGAUCUGCUGAAACAACUCGAGUCCAAGGCCGCGACGAUCGAGGCCAUGGAGCUGGAGAUCUCAAAUCUGCGCGCGCAGCUCUCGUCGCAGUCGACUUCGAGCAGCGCACAUGAGGCCCAGAUCGCGGCGUUGGAGGAGAAGCUCUUGACCGGCGAGACCGCGCUGGAGAAGUCUCAGCGCGAGCUGGCGGAUACCAAGGCGGCGUUGACUCGUGCCUCGGAGAAGGCGGUCAAAGAGGGCGUCGACAAAACUUCCAGCGAGACUCUGAUCAAGAGCCUCCAGCGGGAAGUGGAAGAGCUAAAGCAGGAAAAGGCCGACGCGGAGAAGAAGAUCGAGACCCUGGAGAAGAAGCUCGAAGCCAUGGGCAACCUGCACCGCGAAUCCGAAUCCCGUCACCAAGCACGACUGCGCGAGAGCGAGAAGGUGGAGAAGGAGGCCGCGGUCCUGCGCAAGCGACUCGCGACCGUGGAGAACGAGAACCUCCGCCUGAAGGAGGAGCAGGAGACCCUUCGCAAGCGCGAGGCCGGCGGCGCGGAUGACGAUGCUCUCGACGAACUCGAGGACGAGGAACGCUCUCGACUGCAGCGGCGGAUCCGUGAUCUGGAAGGGGAGGUCUUCGAUCUCCGCCGCGGUGUAUGGCAGGAGAAGCGCGAGGAGCUCGCCGGCGGAGCCGACUACCACCCCUCCUUCAGCGGGGACCCCGAUUCCGCGACUGCGGCGGCGGCGAAUACCUUUGACGAUGUCGACUUGAUCGGCGGAUCAUCGGCCGACCACGCUCGCCGCCGCAGCAUGGCCCAGAGCAAAUCCCACGGGCAGCACUCAUCCUUCUCCACUGUGCUUAGCAGUGGGAUCGCCGCGUUCACGGGCGGGAACACUUUCUACGGGAACCGAGGCCGCGCCUCGUCGAACCAGCAGCCCGCUGGGACACACGGUAGCUUGGAGCUUCUGUCGGAAGAGAACCUGGAUGACGAAUUCGAUGAGGCGGAGUUCGCGCGUGCGCAGGCAGAAGAGGAGGCUCGCAAGCGGGUGGAAUGGGUGCGCGAGAUCAAGAGGAAGCUCAGGGACUGGCAUGGUUGGCGGUUGGAUCUGGUGGACAGUCGGGCUGGGGCGGAGGGCGCCGGCGUCGGGAUGGGCGAGAUUUUCGAGAUUUAAAGAUGUCUACGUGCAGAUACGUGCAGAUGCGUGCCGACUAUUCAUUAUACCAUUGUGUUAC
Molecule: messenger RNA, 2364 nt
Organism: Aspergillus uvarum CBS 121591
Lineage: Eukaryota; Fungi; Ascomycota; Eurotiomycetes; Eurotiales; Aspergillaceae
Exons: 3
Coding region: 45-2303 (752 amino acids)
Source: RefSeq, a predicted model, not a curated record